Molecule: messenger RNA, 660 nt
Organism: Aspergillus versicolor CBS 583.65
Lineage: Eukaryota; Fungi; Ascomycota; Eurotiomycetes; Eurotiales; Aspergillaceae
Exons: 1
Coding region: 1-660 (219 amino acids)
Source: RefSeq, a predicted model, not a curated record
AUGGCUGAGUACCAGACAACAGCUCUUCUAUACAUCCUCGUAUCUCCUGGCUCCAAAACCGCAGGGGAUGUCUCCACCUGGCUUAACAGCCCCCUGAUACGCAACCUCCCCGGUCUCAAAGCCGCAACAGAAUACAACGCAAUAGACGAGCAAAAGCCCGAGUUUCUCGCCGUCUACGAACUCACCCACCCAUCCGCAGUCCAGCUCUCAUCCCUCGAAAGCACCGCAGCAUCAUCCGGUUUCGAAGUUGAGCUCCGAAUCUACAAAAUCUUCAGCGCCAAAACAUCGCCUCAUUACAACGCCCCACCCGGUCGUAUCUUCCGCACCCUCGGUCUCCAACCAGGUCCAGCUAUGUCAGAGGAUGCUUAUAACGCCUGGUAUGAGCAAGAGCACGUCCCGCUCCUCUCGGUUGUGCCGGGGUGGCUGAAGUCAGCGCGAUGGACGCUGAAAGAGAGUAUGCAGUUCGCAGCGGACGGGACGCGCAGGUAUAAACCGACGUCUCGAUAUCUUGCGAUCCAUGAGUAUGAGAGCAUGGAGUCGUUUUCGAAGCCGGAGUUCAAGACGGCCAUAAGUACCCCGUGGAGGGACAAGAUCUUGCCUGGGAUGGAUCGGGAGGUGGAUGAGAGGAGAAAUUUUACGCCGCGAAGGGCGAUUAUUUAG